Messenger RNA from Galendromus occidentalis (western predatory mite), 1454 nucleotides. RefSeq names its product Hydroxyacid oxidase (gene Hao). NCBI's taxonomy places the organism in Eukaryota, Metazoa, Arthropoda, Arachnida, Mesostigmata, Phytoseiidae. The transcript has 5 exons. Gene Ontology annotation, molecular function: oxidoreductase activity; FMN binding. The coding region runs from base 42 to 1352 and encodes 436 amino acids. The record is from RefSeq and is a predicted model, not a curated record.
UUUCUGGAGCAGUAGCGAGAUUGCCGAGCAUCCAUCUCAAAAUGCAGGUUGCGUGCUUGAAGGAUCUGGAAGACAUCGCCUCGAAGAAGAUUCCCUCAAAGGCUUGGGAUUAUUAUCGGAGCGGCGCCGACACCGAAUUCACGCUGAGGGACAAUGAAAACGCUUUCCAGAGGUAUAGAUUCCGACCGCGUGUUUUGCGUGACGUCAGUAAGAUCGACGCAAGUACAUCGGUUCUGGGCACAAGUGUCAACUUCCCGGUCUGCAUAGCAUCGACCGCCAUGCAGCGAUUGGCUUCUUCUAGAGGAGAACUCGACACGGCGCGUGGGGCAUCCACCAAAGGGACUCUUAUGAUGCUGUCAACGCUCUCAACGACGAGUCUCGAGGACGUUGCCCACGAGUUCAAUAACUGGACGGUCGGUCGGGGAGGCUUGUGGUUCCAAUUGUACAUUUAUAAGAACAGAGAAGUCACAGAGAAGCUUGUCAAAAGAGCGGAGACGGCUGGUUACCGCGUGCUGUGCCUGACGGUGGACACACCGUAUCUGGGAAACCGUCGGGCUGACGCGAGAAAUAAGUUCGAGAUGCCUCCUGGUUUGAAACUCGCAAACUUCGAAGACAGCAUGGCAGGAGGCAUCGCCGAAAAGGGCUCUUGGCUUCUCGAGUAUUCGCAGUCCCUCUUCGACCCAUCGGUUUCGUGGCAAGAUAUUGACUGGCUGAGGAAGAUCACCAAGCUCAAGAUCGUCCUUAAAGGAAUCGUCACAGGCAAGUGGGCCGAUACCCCUCUGGUUCUCGUACAUUCGAUGCACGAGGUUCUCGGAUUGCUCAGCGAUUACGGGAAGCUUUGGAUUGCGGAAAUCAGAUUCGUGAUGAAAGAUCGACCUCUUCCUCUAGCUGAAGAUGCUGAGCUCGCUGUUCAUCACGGGGUCGACGGAAUCCUUGUCUCUAACCACGGCGCGCGACAACUCGACGGCGCUCCCGCAACCGUGAGUGUCGAAUUAUUCGGAACCGGUGACGGCAAAACAGAUUGGAAAAUUGAUCAGGAUUUCGUUUGGAAACUUCAGAUCGAUGCUCUGCGAGAAGUGGUAAACGCAGUACAGGGCCGGUGUGAGGUCUACUUGGAUGGAGGCGUCCGCACAGGAUCGGAUGUCGUGAAAGCCUUAUGCAUGGGAGCCAAAGCUGUCUUCAUCGGUAGACCCAUUCUAUGGGGCUUGGCUUACAAGGGAGCCGCGGGAGUUGAAGAAGUCCUCUCAAUCCUAGCGAGAGAGGUACGAUCGACGAUGGGGCUUCUCGGAGCUACAAAAAUCGACGAAUUGACCCAAGAAAUGGUUGCCCCGAGCUUGCCUUCGAAAUUCUGAUCUGUGGCGUAUUUGUCGGCUCUGUAUGAUUCGGAAGCUUGGGAUGGAAUAAACGGCUCUCGGUGAUGAUCGAAAUCAUCUCGAGGGGAAUGAGACUGACAA